Molecule: messenger RNA, 1747 nt
Organism: Suillus paluster
Lineage: Eukaryota; Fungi; Basidiomycota; Agaricomycetes; Boletales; Suillaceae
Product: kinase-like domain-containing protein
Exons: 9
Coding region: 282-1265 (327 amino acids)
Biological process (GO): protein phosphorylation
Molecular function (GO): JUN kinase kinase kinase activity; ATP binding
Source: RefSeq, a predicted model, not a curated record
AGAAUGAUACUUAUAUCUGCCUUCCUAAACAGCAACCAACGUUGAAGCUUCUGAAGUUGAAAUGCUCGCAGCCAUUCCUCUUCUCAAGUCCGCAACCCGCCGAUACACAGGCGAAACGAAGGUGCAGCAUCACUAGGCGAUUCAAUUACCCACUAGUAUUGUGAAUUAUGUGAAUAUCCUAAUUUAAACUCGAAUGCGGAAGCGCCCAAUUGCUAUAAGUACUGCUCUUCGCAUUUUUCUCGAACCUCAUUCCUGAGGUACUGGGAUUUGGCCUCACUGUAAUGUCUGAACGCGACGACCGUGCUUCAUCGCGAUCAUGGUUUGGAGCCAUUCUGGGAUUCCUCCAACAGCUGCCUCUCUCAGGCUUGUGGCAAAAUCAGGCUGGGUAUUCCGCAGAGCAGCGAGCACGAAGCAUUCUUACGGGACAAAUAGAAGGAAAGGGACCAUAUCCUACAGCAUACGGAGGGUAUUUUGAUGUGUGGAAGUGCAGCUGGAUGAGGGAUUCCGGGGCCAUCGAGGUAGCAGUUAAAUCUGUUAGGGUGCAUGGAAAUGAUUUGAACAGGGAAGGGAAGAGCAAGAGACUGGGUACAGCAAUCGAAGGAUGGCUACGAUUGGAUCACGAUAACAUCUUACCAGUUUUCGGGAUGGCACUUGGAUUUGGUCCCUUACCAGCCUUGGUAUGCCCGUGGAUGAAGAAUGGUACUCUUACACGUUACUUGGAGCAAAGCGACCAUCAGAUCACUGCCUCAACCAGAAAGGCAAGGCUCCUGGAAGUCAUUUCCGGAGUUCGUUAUCUGCAUGACCAUGGCGUUAUUCACGGAAGUCUUUCUGGGUCGAAUGUCUUCAUCGACGAUUCCGGACGAGCAUGUGUGGCCGACUUCGGAAUGGCAGCUCUACUGAUGGAGUUUUCCAGCGAGUCUCAUUUCUCUUCUUCCAUUGGAGGGGCGGUGAGAUGGAUCGGACCAGAGCUCUUCCAAGUGCCCGACAAAUCAAGCAAUUUUGUAGGAUUUCCCAGUACUCAAGGUGACGUAUAUUCCUUUGGAUGUAUCAUGCUUCAAGUCCUUUCUGGCAAAGUCCCUUAUCAUUACUUCCACCGUGAUACACAAAUUUUCUUUGCGAUAUCCACAGGGGUCAAGCCAGUGCAACCAGAUAGCUCAUGCGUCAACAAUGCUCAAUGGGGCAUUAUCCAGCAAUGCUGGUUGUCUCCCCAAGAACGUCCUACAAUGGAAAAACUCCACUCUCACCUUAUUGAACUAGAUUUCUGAGCGUCUCACUUGUUACGACCUUACGAACUUAGGUACCGUAGUCCUAAGACUGCAUGAACCGGAGAUUGACGAGCUAUAUUUCGUUACUGUAGUACUACUGGUAGGUACUCACCGCCAAACUCGGGUUCCUGGAGUUUGUAUGUUAUCGUUUGCUUUGUUCUGCUGUAUUCACCCGCAAUUCUUCAUAUCCGUCGUAUGCCCUGCCAUGUCCCAAUGGUGAGUGUGCGCAGGCCGCGUUGUCAUAUUGUCGAUGCCAGUGUCACAGGCCUCAGCACGUUGCUCAACACCAUCACCCUUCUGCAGAUUCUCAAGUGUCAAAGAUCACGACGAGCACGCAUGUUGAUGUGUCUGAUCCUCAUUGCGGGAUGACGUGAGUUCAUCUCUGAGUUUGCCGGUGGCGACGGGUUAGGGAACUUAAAUGAACACCGUACGAUCAUAUAUUUAGAACACAUGCGGCAGUUCUGAAGUCGCUGCCCGCAAAG